Messenger RNA from Dictyostelium purpureum, 1941 nucleotides. RefSeq lists its product as uncharacterized. Gene Ontology annotation, molecular function: snoRNA binding; protein binding. Gene Ontology annotation, biological process: maturation of SSU-rRNA from tricistronic rRNA transcript (SSU-rRNA, 5.8S rRNA, LSU-rRNA). The coding region runs from base 1 to 1941 and encodes 646 amino acids. Gene Ontology annotation, cellular component: Pwp2p-containing subcomplex of 90S preribosome; small-subunit processome. NCBI's taxonomy places the organism in Eukaryota, Evosea, Eumycetozoa, Dictyosteliales, Dictyosteliaceae. The transcript is spliced from 5 exons. The record is from RefSeq and is a predicted model, not a curated record.
AUGGAUAAAGUUAAUUAUAGUAUCGAUCAAUUAUUAGAUGAAACUACAAAAUUAGUUUCAAUGGGUAUUAUUACCAAACAAGAAUGUAAAGAUAUUAUGAAAAAAAGAGAAUAUCACGAAAUCAAGAUUUACAAUAGAAAUGCACACAAAUCAGAUUUCUUAACCUAUAUCAAAUAUGAAUUGGAUUUAGAUAAAUUAUUUCACGAAAGAGGAAAAGAAAAACACAUCGAAUUUGAUUUUAGAUUAAGAUCAGCAUUAAGACAUGCUUUUAUUUUAUUUGGUAGUGCAACAAAGAAAUUCCCAAAAGAUGAAUCAUUAUGGAUCAGUUCAUUAAAUAUUAGAAUGAGACGUGCAAGUAAAGAAGGUACUGGUAGAUUAUUCUCAAUUGCUCUUCAAAACCUCCCAAGAUCACCAAGACUUUGGAAAUUAGCUGCAACUUUUGAAUUUGAAGUUAAUAAAAAUAUCCAAAAUGCAAGAAAUUUAAUUCAAGCUGGUAUUCAAUUCAAUAAAACCGAUCAUUCAUUAUGGCAUCAUUUCUUUUUAAUGGAAUUAACAUAUAUUUCAUUAUUAUAUUCAGAUAUCAACUAUUUAGAUGAAAUUAAUAAAAAUCAAAACUCUACUAAAGAAGAUGAAUCAACCUCAAUUAGAUUAAAUUUAGAUAACAUGAGAAAAGAAGAAAAAGUAGAAAAAGAUGAACUUAUUACAUUUGGUAAAGACAUUUUAAACGCUGAAAAGUUAAAACAAUCACCAUUAAUUAGAGGUCAAAUUGCUCAAAUCGUUUACAAUAAAGCAAUCAAUAGUAUUAAAGAUGAUUUCGACUUCAGAAAGAAAUUUUAUAUAAUCUCUUCAAAAUUCUUAAACGUUGGUAAAGAUGAACAAAACCCAGUUGGCGCAGGUGAACUCCUUCAAAAAGAAAUCAUAAAAUCAUUAAAACAAGAUUUUGAAAAUAGCGAUAAAACCUAUUUAUUUUUAGCCUCAAUCGAACAAUCAAAUUUACAAGAAACCAUUAUAAAUAAAGUUAAAAGCUCAACAGAAAUUUUAAAACAAGGUCUUUAUGUUAUUAAAAAUGAAGAUUAUUUAUUUAGCACCAUCGAUUUUAUUAAAAAAGAAACUAUUUUAAAUAUUAAAUUAAAAGAUAGCAGCAUUGUUGAAGAUAUUUCAAAAACAAUUUUACAAUUUUAUAAAUAUUCAAUCGAAAAUCAAUUCUUAAAGGAAAAUGGUUAUUAUUUUUAUAUUGAAUUAUUAUUGGAAAUAGGUUUAAUGGAAGAAGCAAUUAAAGUUUCAGAAGAAUCACUCAAUCUCUUUAAGAACUCACCAAAAUUAUGGAAACAAAGAAUCAACCUUUUAAUUAAAAACUCAGUAGUAUUAAAAUUAUUCGAAAAUUUAAAUUUAUCAUUAGAUAUCAACAAUGUCGACAAAUGUUUUGAAAUGGCUAUUAAACACAGCUCAAUUGAAAAAUGUUUAUUAUCAUCCAAUGUUAUCCUUGAUUACUUUAAAUAUCAAGUAGCUUUCAAAUUCGAAAAAGAUUACAACAAAAUUAUAGAAUUAUUUAAAAAAUUAAUUAGAUUAUCUGAUGGCAACAAUUCAGUUCAAACCUCACUUAAAAACUUCAUUUUAGACUAUACAUUUUUAAAUUUACCAAAAGAUAAAUUAAAACCAGUUUAUCAAUUAUGCUUUAAUUAUUUACCAAUUGAAAAAGAAUUUUAUCAAAAAUGUAUUUUAUAUCAAGAAGACAGAAUUGAAAAAGAUUUUAAUGAUAUUAGAUCACUUUAUGAACAUUGCCUUUCAAUCAAAACAAUCGAAACCAAAGAUAAAGAUAUGUGGUUAAAUUAUAGAAACUUUGAAUUAAAAGUUACUGGUGAUAUUCAAAGAGCAAAUACUAUUGCAGUCAGAGGUAAAAAAUCAUUAGAGGACCCAUUAGAAUUUAUUUCCCAAUUAUAA